AUGAUUCUCACAGAAGCACAAUCUACUAAGGAGUCCGAUGAGGGUGGCAUGAAUGCCGUUGAUCACACGAAUGGGAUUGAGACAAAUGGAAAGACAUCACACACACCACUCUGGCAAUCGAUCAAAGUAUUCCCCAGAAUCGUGGGAUAUUGUCUCGCGCUAAGUUCGGCAAUUCUUCUUUAUGGAUAUGACCUUGUUAUUGUAGGGACAGUGGCUGCUAUGCCCCAAUUUCAACUUGUUUUCGGCCAGGAACUCAAUGGAAAGUAUAUCAUCCCUUCGAUGUGGCUUUCCCUUUGGAACGUCUCUAGUUGCAUCGGCUUGAUGUUCGGCUCCAUCCUCGGUGGUUACUAUCAAGAUCGUCGUGGGCGUCGGAUUACGCUCGCUUUAGGCAGUUUCCUAUCCACCAUUGCGGUCGCGAUAUGUUACAUCUCCGAUCUACCAGACGGAAUGGAAACUCGCCGAGGGGUAUUCUUCGCCGGUAAACUGUUCCAGGGGAUCUGCAUUGGAAUUCUUCUCUGUGUUACACAGACGUACAUGUCCGAGGUACUCCCUGUUGUUCUCCGAGGACCGAUCAUCGCAUUCUAUCCAAUCUUCACGCUUCUCGGACAACUGGUUGGGUCUAUCGUGGUUUAUACUUCGCUCAAGCAUACAGGCGCACAAUCAUAUCGGAUUUGCUUUGCGUCGCAAUGGCCAUUCUCAGCUGUCCCGUUCGUUCUAGCAAUAUUUUUACCAGAGAGUCCAACCUGGUUACUGAGGAAGGGAAAAACGGACAAGGCUCUCGAGGCGCAAAACAAGCUUGAUACGAAUCUUGUGAACUCGCAAUCUGUAAUCGAUGAGUUACAGUCGUCAAUUUCAGCAGAGGAUGAGGAGAGCACAACCCAUACAUAUGUGGACUGCUUCCGAGGAGUCAACAUGCGCAGAACUUUGAUUGUGGCUUUUGCAAACGUGAUACCUCAGAUGUUCGGACUUCAGCUGCUGGCAAAUGCUUCGUACUUUAUGCAGAUCGUGGGCAUGAGUUCAUCUAAUAGCUUGGUAUUCUUGAUCUUGGGUAUUGGACUGGGCCUCGUUGCGAAUGUUAUAAGUCUGUGGGCACUCAAUGCCUUUGGCAGAAGAUUUCUUAUUCUACUUACUCUGGGUAUUGUUAUGGUUCUAUGGUUGGCGAUAGGAAUCGCAGGGAUCUUCAAGGGAACUGUGAUGAUAUGGUAUACAGCAGUUAGCAUGAUGGUUAUUACUAUGGUCUCUGGCCUUGGAUCAUGGCCUGCAUCUCAUGUCGUUGCCGCCGAGGCGUCCUCGCUGCAACUCCGAGCCAAGACUCAAGGUAUUGGGUGGUUUACGAGCGGUGUCGGAACUGCAGUAUUCGCCAUCAUCUUGCCGUAUAUCUACAACGCAGACCAAGGAAACUUGAGAGCGAAAACAGGGUUCGUGAUGGCAGGAUUCGCCGCUGUUGCAGCCGUUGUAGUGUGGCUGGCUAUCCCAGAGAUGAAAGGGCGGACACCGAUGGAGAUUGAUCGCAUGUUCUCGUUGAGGUUACGGACUCGGGAAUUCCAAGACGGGGAGCAAUCCACGGGACGUGACUCUUGUUUCCUUCCUCGCCACAUUAUUAUCACAUCCUCAAGAGCCAUGUCAGAUACCCCACCAGCCAGGACCAAACCCAAAUCCGACAAGCGUGGGACACGGAAUUCUCUUUCGUGCGCACAAUGUCGUUACAAACACACCCGCUGCGACGGCCGUAAGCCCGUCUGCUCACGCUGCGCCACAAAUACAGUGCAAUGUACUUAUCCUGUAUCACGGCGACGUGGAAAUCCAAAAUCGGUGAAAGUCACCCUGUCACCUGUCGGAGAUGUCCAUGAGAACUCCAUUGGCUCAUCGGUGCAAACUUCCACUGUCGGUUCUUCCUCUUCCGUCGCUACCAACGGGGAAAUUGAAUCACAUUCCACCUCGGCUUCCUCAUUUCUGAGCUUGUAUUACGAGUUCUUUCAUGCGGCCCACCCUUGCGCCUUGCCUUUUCAAGUCUUGAAGACUCGUCUCAACGAGGCGAACAUCCAACCUCUCCUUCGAGUGAUGUGUUAUAUCGGAUCUAUUUUCGAUAUUUCCUGCCCGUCGCAAUUAUUAGAAUCGUGCGCCCAACGUGCCCAAGACUCAGUGAUCGAAAUUAAGUCAUCAACCCGGCCUCUUACGCCCUUUGACAUUCAAGCUCUUCUACUUUACUCUAUCGCCGUCUACUGGUGCAAUGAACCGGAAAGUGGCGUUGAGCUCCUUGACGAAGCAAUUCGCAUGGCGGUAGCCCUUGGGAUGAACAAAAAGGAAUUCGCUCGAAACUAUGCAGAAGGCGAUUCUAUACUAGAAGAAAGUUGGCGCCGCACUUGGUGGGUGAUUUAUAUCACCGAUGCCCACAUUGCCGGAUCUACCCAUACGUACCCGUUCCGAACAAGUGGUAUUGAAAUCACUACCGACCUUCCUUGUGAAGAAGAACAGUAUGAAAAAGGGGUCAUCCCAACACCACGCUCCCUAGAAGAUUAUGAGAAUAGAGAAUUCCUCGGCGAAGAUGAAACUAAUUUUUCCUCCUACGCGGAGCUUAUUGGCUUGACCCACGGAAUUGAUCGGGCCUUAUCCCCAGGCAACAAUACAGAUGAUCAAAUAUACACUACACUGGCUGCUAGCUCUGAUACUAGUAUCCGAGCGUGGUGCUCUCUUCUUUCUCCGGAAAAGAGGCAAUUAAUUCGUCCUGAUGGAUCAUUUGAUGAGGUGAUGUUCAAAGCAUUCUUCAUUAUGCACACAUAUACCGUUGGAAUUCAUCGGCCGCUGUCAGCGUUGACUCACAGCGCAAUCGAAUCCGUGUCGCGCUGUGCUCCAUUGGCCCCGUCAGAAAAGCUGAAAUGCAACAACGCGAAGGAACGUGACCUGCAUACUCUCAAAUGCACACAGGCUAUCAAUAGCAUUGAUGAACUAUUGACUCUGCCAACUGAUAUGAAGAACCACUCUCCCUUCAUUAUUUGCAUGAUUGCCAACGUGACCAUUGCGCAUCUAUCGGCUUGCAGAUUUAUCUUUUCUGGGGACCGACGAGCUAAGAGCCGGGAGAAGAUUAGGUUGACUAUGGGUACUUUGAAGCGUCUAAGUGAGCAUUGGACGCUAGGCAAACGGACCUAUCGUGAGAUUGGAAUUAUCGCCCGAGAAUUGUUAUCCCUCGCAAAAGAUCCCCCCGCUAGUGUGGCCGCCAUUGACUUGCCCCUUCCGGACCCAAUUGCACCUGACUUCGCAGCAUUGGACAUGUUACCCGACGGCAACUUUGACUUCUGUGCCUUUUUUGAUGCGGAUGCUCCCACUCUAGCUGAACCGGGUUCUUUUAUUUUACAAUAG
Penicillium crustosum is the source of this 3357-nucleotide messenger RNA. Its product is annotated as Major facilitator superfamily domain general substrate transporter. Gene Ontology annotation, biological process: DNA-templated transcription; transmembrane transport; regulation of DNA-templated transcription. The transcript is spliced from 7 exons. The record is from RefSeq and is a predicted model, not a curated record. Gene Ontology annotation, cellular component: membrane. Bases 1 to 3357 code for a protein of 1118 amino acids. Lineage: Eukaryota; Fungi; Ascomycota; Eurotiomycetes; Eurotiales; Aspergillaceae. Gene Ontology annotation, molecular function: transmembrane transporter activity; DNA binding; zinc ion binding.